Messenger RNA from Tympanuchus pallidicinctus (lesser prairie-chicken), 741 nucleotides. Its product is annotated as glutathione S-transferase 2. NCBI's taxonomy places the organism in Eukaryota, Metazoa, Chordata, Aves, Galliformes, Phasianidae. The coding region runs from base 33 to 695 and encodes 220 amino acids. The transcript has 8 exons. Gene Ontology annotation, molecular function: glutathione transferase activity. The record is from RefSeq and is a predicted model, not a curated record. Gene Ontology annotation, biological process: glutathione metabolic process.
UUCCGUCGGGUCGGUGCGGAUCAGCGCUCGGCAUGGUGCUCACGUUGGGUUACUGGGACAUCCGUGGGUUGGCCCACCCCAUCCGCCUGCUGCUGGAGUACACCGAGACCCCCUACCAGGAGCGGCUGUACAGAGAUGGGCCAGCCCGUGAGUCCGACCCGAGCGAUUGGAGCCACGAGAAGGAGAAGCUGGGCCUCGACUUCCCCAAUCUGCCCUAUCUCAUCGAUGGCAGCACCAAGCUGACCCAGAGCAACGCCAUCCUGCGUUACAUCGCCCGCAAGCACAACAUGUGUGGGGAGACAGAGGUGGAGAAGCAGCACGUGGACAUGUUGGAGAACCACCUGAUGGAUGUGCGCAUGGCCUUCGCUCGUCUCUGCUACAACCCUGACUUUGAGAAGCUGAAGCCGGCGUACCUGGAGCAGCUGCCAGGGAAACUGCGGGAGCUGUCGCGCUUCCUGGGCUCCCGGCCGUGGUUUGUGGGGGACAAGCUCACCUUCAUUGACUUUGUGGCCUAUGAUGUGCUGGAACGGCUGCGGAUGUUCACCCCCGACUGCCCCGAGCUGCAGGGCAACCUGGGGCAGUUCCUGCAGCGCUUUGAGGCCCUGGAGAAGAUCUCUGCCUACAUGCGCUCGGGGCGCUUUAUGAAGACCCCCAUCUUCAUUCACACGGCGGUGUGGGGCAGCAAGAAGGCGUGAGGGGGAUGGGACCCCCCCCAAGUCCCCUCCCCCCCUCGGACCCCAU